AUGCUCUACUAUGGUCCGACCUACAUCUGGCGACGAGACCUCGACAUUGCUGAGCAAAACACAUUCUCAAACAACAUCGUGCAAUGGCUACUUAGCGAGCCUGCUCUUACAGAGGCCGUCUUCGCGGCGGCUCGGCGGCAGAUGGCGAUCGACUCAACCUCCGAACCUGACACCCUCACUGGUUCCAUGCAACACUACAACCGAGCCAUCUCACUGCUGCAACAACGUGUAGGCGAGGCCUCCGCAGCCUUUGACGACAGCAUCUUCUGGGCCGUCAUUGCCCUUCUUGUCAGUGAUCAGGAGCGUGAAGACUGGAACAGCUACUGCGUCAACCUGGACGGAAUUCGCAGGAUAGUCCAUAUGCGAGGCGGUAUGAGUUCUCUAAAGGCGUCGUGCAGUCGCUCCUACAGGUUCUACCUGUGGGCUGAAGCAUGUUUCUCAAACCGGAACAACAUCGUCAACGAGACUGGCCUACUCGCGACGCCGCCAGUAGUAUCAUCUGCUUCACGAUCCAUGUCCGCAACGUUCAACGCGCCUUUUGAAGAUCUGUUUCCCUUUGUGCGUCGCUGUUCCCCAGGAUUCCUGACCAUGAUUGAGAGCCACCCUUUCCACUGCGAGACGAUGACAGUCAUUGAUCGAAGCCUGGAAUGGUUCAUUGACACAGCGACUGGCAAGCACCAAGCUCAAAAAGUCAACCCGCACCACGAGCUUGCUGACGGGCUGCACAGGCUUCUGCAGAAGGGUGCCAUCAGUGACCGAGAGCGGCUAGUCUGUGUAGGAUUGUUGGCGCUCGUAUUGGGGACUUUCCCAGCCAGUAUGCCAGAGCAAUACCAACGGACAUUGAGCAAGUACAUCUCGAGACUCGGAGAGCUGAGCGAUGCCAUUUUGCGAGAAGACUGUACGUUAUGGGUGGCAUUUGCCAUUGCAGCGAUGCCUGCGUCUUUUGAUAUUACGCAGAUUGCCAGAUGGGGGUUACUUGACCGCAUCCUCAGAACCAAGGCACAGCCGAGCACCUGGGACGAUGUCAGGCAUACAGUCCGGCAGUUCUACGCCACGUCUCAACUCGAGGAGGAAUGGAGGAAGUGCUGGUUCAUCUGGAUAAGUAGGGGCUGUGGAAACUCGGAACAUACGCAGUCGCGAUUUCAGUACUCAGUAGAAUUUCUUCGUUGA
Molecule: messenger RNA, 1170 nt
Organism: Exophiala spinifera
Lineage: Eukaryota; Fungi; Ascomycota; Eurotiomycetes; Chaetothyriales; Herpotrichiellaceae
Exons: 1
Coding region: 1-1170 (389 amino acids)
Source: RefSeq, a predicted model, not a curated record